Molecule: messenger RNA, 1476 nt
Organism: Trichomonas vaginalis G3
Lineage: Eukaryota; Parabasalia; Trichomonadida; Trichomonadidae
Product: protein polyglutamylation
Exons: 1
Coding region: 1-1476 (491 amino acids)
Biological process (GO): microtubule cytoskeleton organization; protein polyglutamylation
Cellular component (GO): cilium
Molecular function (GO): tubulin-glutamic acid ligase activity; tubulin binding
Source: RefSeq, a predicted model, not a curated record
AUGCAAGAGUUAGCCAACCUCUUUGACACAGCACCUCUUCCAUAUACUUACGUUCACAUUCCUCAACCAGAUGAACCAGAUAAUGUUCCGAAAUAUCCAAUUGCUUACUACGUUAAUAAAGUUAUCACAAACUUAACACGUAGUGCAUUCAAACAUGCUGGAUUCAAGGUAACAACAUCACCAAAGAACUGGAAUGCCUCUUGGGGACGUCAAUACCAAGAAAAAGAUUAUCAAAGAUGCCAAAACUGGCAAAAGAUUAACCAUUAUGCCGGUGCUUUCCUCAUGGGCCGUAAGGAUAAUCUUAAUACCAGAAUGACGGAGCUUACCCAAAGAGGUCCUGGUUUGGCCGAGUUCUAUCCACAGUCAUUCCUUCUUCCAGAGGAUCAGGAAGGUCUCAACAAGGCAUGGCAAACCAAGAAGCUUUGGAUUGUCAAGCCAUCAGCCUCAUCAAGAGGUCGUGGAAUUCACAUCGUCAAUUCUCAAGUUGAUGAAAUCCCAACAACAGCUGGUGUUGUUCAAUCCUACAUUGAGCAUCCUCUUCUCAUUACACAGCGUAAGUUUGAUAUCCGUUUAUACGCUUUAAUUCCAUCAUGCGAUCCACUUCGCAUCUACAUGCACAAGGCUGGUCUUGCACGCUUCUGCACCCACAAGUACAACCUCGACGGCGACUACAACGACACUCACAUGCACCUUACGAACUUUUCUCUCAAUAAAGAUGAUGAAAACUUCAACCGUUGCGAUACAGGUGUCGAAUCAGUUGACGACAGCAAGUGGUCAUUCCCAUUCUUCAUGAACCACCUCAAAGAGAACGGUUUUGACUGCGAUUUGAUCAUGGAACGUCUUGAACACGUCACAAUCUCAACAGUCAUUGCCGGCCUUGCAGCCAUUCGCAAGCACCAUCAGAAACUCAUUCCUCAUCGCCAUACAUCCUACGAAAUGUACGGAAUCGACAUUAUGUUCGAUGAAAACCUUUGCCCUCAUUUGAUUGAGAUCAACAUCUCUCCAUCAAUGAGUGGCAUGGAUUCUAAGCUCGAUAACGACAUCAAGUACCCAUUAAUGCUUGAUCUCCUCAGAAUGGCCAGAAUUAUCGACUGCGAUCCAAACAGGAAGUACCCAUGUCCUGGCGUUGGCAUGAUUGAUGAUGCCUGGAGGAAUUCAGUCACAGACGAGAGAUACAACGAGGUUGUUGAAGAAAAGAAAGAUGGAUGGAAGAAUCCAACAUUCGGAGACAUCCAAAUGAUCAGAGAUUACAUCGAGGAACAGAACAUACUCGGAGGAUUCAGAAGAGUCUUUCCAAAGAAGAAAACAAUGGACAAAUUCAUUCCAUGCUUCGAAAAGCUUUCUUACUUCGACACAAUGUACCAGAAUUGGAUAAGAAUGCCAACAAAGGACAGAGUCAAAGUUAUCAAAGACAAUUUCGCAAAUUACGCUGCUGAAAUGCAGGAAAUUCGCCAAGAUGCGGCAACCUUUCAAUAG